This is a messenger RNA of Paramecium octaurelia, 242 nucleotides long. The record is from the annotation of a GenBank genome assembly. NCBI's taxonomy places the organism in Eukaryota, Ciliophora, Oligohymenophorea, Peniculida, Parameciidae.
AUGAAACAAGAAAAAAAUAUUAUAGUCUUCACUCAACAAGACUUUUAAGCUAAUUUCUUAGUGAACCCAAAUCCUCCCUUAGGUUCAGGACAUGAUGCUAAGGUCUAUUUGGCUAUGCAUAAGCGAACUGGAGAAAUGUUUGCCCUCAAAGUCCUUACUUCAAUAACACCAGACCAUCUCAAUAAUCUCCAGGUUUAUUUUGUAUUUAUUUAGUGAACGAAAUUAAAAUACUUAAAUUAAUA